Messenger RNA from Stegastes partitus (bicolor damselfish), 2466 nucleotides. It is a transcript of the gene lrpap1, whose product is annotated as low density lipoprotein receptor-related protein associated protein 1. The record is from RefSeq and is a predicted model, not a curated record. Gene Ontology annotation, biological process: negative regulation of very-low-density lipoprotein particle clearance; negative regulation of receptor internalization. The transcript is spliced from 8 exons. Gene Ontology annotation, cellular component: plasma membrane; endoplasmic reticulum; rough endoplasmic reticulum lumen. Lineage: Eukaryota; Metazoa; Chordata; Actinopteri; Pomacentridae. The coding region runs from base 113 to 1156 and encodes 347 amino acids. Gene Ontology annotation, molecular function: lipase binding; receptor antagonist activity; very-low-density lipoprotein particle receptor binding.
GUGCUCAAAUCAGACACAACAGACCGUUCAUACUGUUGUGUGGCUAAUUUGUUGGCUAGCCAAGAAUUAUUUGGCUCCUUUUCUGUCGUCGGUUUAUAUAGAUAUUGUUAAAAUGAGGCUGCAGUGUUUAGUCGCAGUUCUGUGUCUUGGUGUCGGUGUAAAUGCUGGAAAAUACUCCCGGGAGGUGAAUGAGCCCAAACCGAGCGGCAGUGAUGGACAGACAGUGGAGUUCAGGAUAGCUAAGCUGAACCAGGUGUGGGAGAAAGCUAAAAGGAUGCAGCUGUCCCCAGUCCGGCAGUCUGAGCUGCACAGUGACCUGAAGCUCCAGGAGAAAGAUGAGCUGCAGUGGAAAAAAAUGAAGGUGGAAGGCCUGGAUGAAAACGGGGAGAAGGAGGCUCAACUCAGGCGUAACUUCAACGUGAUUCUGGCCAAGUACGGGAUGGACGGCAAAAGGGACACUAGGCCGCUGGAGAGCAACUCACUGAAAGAUCACGACACCAAAGAAGGAGACAUGUUUGAUGAUCCCAGGCUGGACAAACUCUGGAACAAGGCCAAGAGCUCGGGAAAGUUCUCUAAUGAGGAGCUGCUGAGCCUGAAGCGGGAGUUCCAGCACCACAAGGACAAGAUCCACGAGUACAACAUCCUCAUGGAUACAGUCAGCAGGACCGAAGAAAUACACAAGAAUGUGAUCUCUCCCCUGGAGGGCGACGCCAAAGAGCACGUGCUGCACCAGAAGCACACGGAGCUGAAGCACAAAAUGAGAGACCUGAACCAGGGAUUUGAGCGCCUCCGUAAGCUCAGCCAUGAGGGCUUCACUGAAGACAGCGAGUUUCGGGAGCCUCGUGUGAUUGAGCUUUGGGAGGCUGCCAAGAGAGCCAACCUCAGCAACGAUGAGCUGGACUCUCUCAAGGAGGAGCUGCGUCACUUUGAGACCAAGGUGGAGAAGCACAGCCAUUACCAGGAGCAGCUGGAGCUGUCCCACCAGAAGCUGCGCCAUGUAGAGGCUUUAGGAGACAAAGAGCACAUCAAGAGGAAUCAGGAAAAGUACAACACGCUCGCUGAGAAGACGAGAGAGAUGGGCUACAAGAUGAAGAAACACAUGCAGGACUUGUCCAACAAGAUCUCACGUGAGGGACUCGAGCACAAUGAGCUCUGAGAAGCUUGGAUCAUGUUCAGCACAUCAGUGAAGGUUGAAUGAACUGAAAUAUUUUGCUCUGCAGUCAUACACAAGGUACGCUAUGUUCCACCAUUCCCUUCCAACCACUGUAAACAAAACAAAAUGUGCUUUCCAUGUACGGUUUUCUACUUUUUUAGUCUACAAAUUGCUGAAUGAGCUGUAGGUUGUUUGUACAUAGCGUGACUAUGACAUUCUUCUAAACCAGCUGCACCUAUUGUAAUAACUGAUCAGAUAAAAUAGAAUUGUUUACAUACUAUUGUGGUACUCCAUAGCAACGUCAGUCUGUGCAACUACCACCAGGCAGAUGUCUGUGUAGAGGUGACAGUUGGGGAUGGUCAGCUGUAGUGGAGCCAAGCAACAGUUUCUCCACACUGGUCUGUUGUUAGCUAUGCAAAUACUAAAUUCUACAUCAUGUAAGCUGAUACCACUCUAGCAACUCAUACUUUGAUCUGCUGAAAUAUUGUAAUAUCACUUUGAUCAAAAAAAAAAAAACAAAAAACAAAAUGAUUAGAAUAAGCACUGACACCCAGGGGGCAGAAAAUUAAACGGCAAUCUUUAUUAUUCCGUAAGAUACAGGUGCCAACAACAUACAUACAAUAAUGUUUUAAAAAUAUAGUUAAAUAUUAUUCAUACUGUCUUGGCAUAAAUAAAAGCAGUUAAUAUUUACAAGUCCUGUAGCAGAAAGCAGUGUCUGCAGUGACAUUACAAGGCUAUUCUUGGUAAAAUGUUACAUUUUUCUGACUCAUCCUCAAGUUAUUUAUUCCUUGUUGUCUCCUCAUGAAACCCAAGUGGGGAAUCAAAACUAUAAAAAUAAAUUUACGUCAUGUGUUGGACAGUUUGACCUGAUGAUGUAAAUAGGGAGGUGAGAAAUCAAAACACACUCUGUGCUUUUCCAUUCAUCAGUCCCUGCCCUCACAGACGAGCAGCAGAGGCAUUGAUUACUGUGAUGAAUAAUGUCACUGGGUGGCUGAUUACUCAGUCAUGUCCUGCUUGGGCCACAUGGACCUGGAUUAAUGUCAUUUGCACGCAGGGUAUAACUCUGAGCUGCUUCUUUCAAUCAAUGCUGAGGAGGGUUUGAUCUCUGAAUCCGAUCGUAUUCUGUUCCAACCCCAAACAGUUGGUGAGAGAACCAGCAAUACAUAUCCCAAGCCCUAAUAGUCUGAAGAAAAAUAAAUCUAGCCAGAAUUUGAAAGGACAUUCCAGUUUAACAAAAUCUAACGAGAUCCUAUGUAACGCUGCUGUCUCCUAUGUCAGUGGUAAACUUUAGGUCUGUGCCAUUCCUUCGUAUU